GCGCCCUGGGAGCAGCGGGCCUGGCUGAGGGGCUGCAGCUUUCCGCCAUUGCAAUGCUCCGCACGGAGAAAGUGCUGCAGCUGCGGGGCCAGCAGGGCCGUUCCGUGCGCGUCGUGCGAGAGCACUACAUCCGCCCCGAUGUGCCGUGCCGCAGCGCCCUGUGCCGGGCCGCCUGUCCUCGCGAUGGCAAAUUGUUAUCGGAUGAUGUUACACAUUAUGUUGUCCCUGACUGUAAAGUUGUUCAAGAUUACCUUGAGAUUCUCGAGUUUCCGGAGCUGAAAGGUAUUAUUUUCAUGCAAACAGCAUGUCAAGCUGUGCAACAUCAAAAAGGACGCAGACAGUACAACAAGUUGCGAAAUCUAGUAAAGGAUGCCCGUCAUGACUGUACUGUGUUUGCUAAUGAAUUCCACCAGCAUUCUUAUUUGCCAAGAGAGAAGGGAGAAUCCAUGGAGAAAUGGCAGACCAGGAGUAUUUACAAUGCAGCAGUCUGGUAUUAUAAUCACUGCUUGGGUCAGAUGCCAGUUGUUAUGGUAACAGAAGAUGAAGAUGCUAUCAGGCAGUACGGAAAUGAAACAGAAGGAGUGUUUGUGAUUUCCUUCAAGAAUUACUUGGAUAACUUUUGGCCUGACUUAAAGGCUGCCCAUGAACUCUUUGACUCUAUACUUCAAGCUCGCCGUGAACGGGAGAGUGAAAGCCAAGAAAACAAUGGAAAAGAAUAUCCGGAGCACUUACCUGUGGAAAUAUUGGAGGCUGGGAUCAAAUCUGGAAGAUACAUACAGGGUACACUGAAUGUCAAUAAGCAUAGAGCACAAUUGGAAGCUUUUGUUCGACUUCAGGGAUUUGGCAGCAAAGAAACAGAACUUCUAAGUGACAUCCUUAUUUAUGGGGCCAGAGCUCGAAAUCGUGCAAUCCAUGGUGAUGUGGUAGCUGUUGAGUUACUACCUUUGCAUGAAUGGAAAGGAAGGACUGUUGCCCUUUGUGAAAAUGAGACUGAGGAUAAAGCACCUGCAGACACCACUGGUGACCCUAUGCCCACAGGUAAAGUUGUUGGAAUCAUUCAAAAGAACUGGAGGGAUUAUGUGGUCACUUUCCCCACUAAAGAAGACAGCCAGUCCCAGGGCAGAAAUGCUCAGAAAAUCCUUGUUACACCUUGGGACUACCGAAUUCCCAAAAUCCGGAUCAGUACCCAGCAAGCUGAAGCAUUACAGGAGUAUAGAGUUGUCGUGCGUAUUGAUUCUUGGGAAUCAACUUCUGUAUAUCCAAAUGGACACUUCGUGAGAGUUCUAGGAAGAAUUGGAGAUCUUGAGGGGGAAAUUGCAGCUAUUCUGGUGGAGAACAGCAUCUGUGUUGCCCCUUUCUCAGAAAUCCAGAUGAGUGAAAUGCCCAUGAGUUCUUCAAAAAAUCCAUGGAAAGUGAACCCAGAGGAGGAAAAAAACCGUCUCGACUUGAGAGAUACACACUUGAUAUUCAGCAUUGACCCAAAAGGCUGCGAGGAUGUGGAUGACGCACUCUCUGUUAGAACCCUGCCAAAUGGGAACCUAGAGUUAGGUGUCCACAUUGCAGAUGUAACCCAUUUUGUGGCAGCAAAUUCUUACACUGAUGUUGAGGCCAGAGCAAGGGCAACAACUUACUAUUUAGCGGAUCGUCGUUAUGACAUGCUGCCCUCCGUCUUGAGUGCUGACAUAUGCUCUCUUCUUAGUGGAGUUGAUAGGUAUGCUGUAAGUGUCUUGUGGGAACUAGAAAAAGAAUCAUACGAAAUGCUGCGAGUCUGCUACAACAAAACCAUCAUUCGAUCUGCGUACAAGCUAGUUUACGAAGCAGCACAGGGAUUAUUAGAUGGAGACACAAGUGUUGUUGGUGAUAUCCUGGAACUGAAAAACUUGGAUGAAAGAACUAGACAGAAGAAGCUGGAUGAACUGGUGUGGGCAGUAUCAAAACUCACAGAUAUAGCACGACAUGUUAGAGCUAAGCGGGACAGCUGUGGUGCUCUGGAACUAGAAGGCGUAGAAAUCCGAGUGCAACUGGAUGAUAAAAAUAAUAUCCAUGAUCUCAUCCCCAAGCAGCCGCUGGAGGUGCAUGAGACUGUAGCAGAAUGUAUGAUUCUUGCCAACCACUGGGUGGCAAAAAAGAUUUCAGAAAAUUUUCCUCAUCAAGCUUUGUUGCGUCAGCACCCUCCACCACGACAGGAAUUUUUUACUGAACUUCGAGAAUGUGCCAGUGCCAAAGGUUUCUCAAUAGACACACGGUCUAACAAAGCAUUGGCCGAGUCCCUGGAUAAAGCAAAUGACCCACUGGAUCCAAUUGUAAAUAAACUGUUGCGAUCUAUGGCCACUCACGCAAUGUCUAAUGCAUUGUACUUCUCAACUGGCUCUUGUCCCGAGGAAGACUUUCAUCAUUAUGGACUUGCCUUAGAUAAAUACACUCAUUUCACUUCUCCAAUUAGAAGAUACGCUGAUAUUGUUGUCCACAGACUCUUGAUGGCAGCGACUCUGAAGGAAACUAAAGGAGAUGUUAAGGAUUAUGUAUUCAGUAAUAAGGAUCUUCAGGAAUUGUGCAGACACAUUAAUAACAGAAACCGGGCAGCCCAGCAUGCUCAGAAACAGUCUACUGAACUCUUCCAGUGCAUGUACUUCAAAGACAAAACCCCAGAAACAGAUGAGCGCUGCAUAGCAGAUGGUGUUAUUUACUCAAUUCGAACAAAUGGUGUACUUGUUUUUGUACCAAGAUACGGAAUCAAAGGUGCUGCAUAUAUGAAAACCAAAGAAGGCUUAGUCAUCUCUUGCCGAGGUGAUAGGAGCUGUGAGUGGAAGCCUGGAUCACUUCAUCGCUUUCAAAAUAAAAUUACUUCCACUACAACUACUGGAGAAUCAGUUACAUUAAGCCUUUUCGAUCACAUUACCGUGAAAAUACUUGUGCAGACUUCCCGCUGCCAUGCUGACACAAUCAAGCUUGAAAUAAUCAGGAAUGCACCAUAUCAGACUUCAGACACAGAGGUGUCCCAAAAGAAUUUUCACGUGGUGAAAUCUGACUUAGUAAAAGAAGUCAGUCAGUCUGCAGAAGAAGCCCAGCGUGCCCAACAAAAAGCAAGAGUUGAAGUAAUUGAUGAAGACUAUCAGGAGUACUGCCAGACCAAGGGAGCAAGCUUAUACCAGCUGCUGGAGGAGAUUAGGGAUUUGGCACUAUUGGAUGUUUCAGCUGACAUUAGAACUUGAACUAUAACCUAGCAACAUCUGCUUGUUGAUGUUCUGCUCCUAUUCACUUUAUAUGAUUAAUUUUUUAAAAAAACAAGUCUUUUUAAUAAGAAACAAAAUGUCUAUUUUAAAUAAGAAUUAUUUUUAUCUGAUGAUGAACAUGUAUGAGUUUUUAAGAGAUUUUAUACAUGAUAAAUCUCAUCUUCCAAACUGAAGAGUGUGGUGAAUUCUUUUAACUGUCAUUCAAAAAGUUACUUUCCCAUGUGCAUAAAUUGAGUUCUUAAAACAGGUGUUGGCUAUCUUCCACUAUAGUUCAGCAAGUUUAACUCAUAGCUACAAGGAUAUGAAAAGCAAACUCCUUCACACUAAUCUAGAAUACAGAAUCUUUGUUUAUUGAAAUCCCUCAGCUGCACAUCUGGCAUAAAAUAACACCUGUUGACAUGAACUAUUUCAUCUGCUGUAAGUGCUGCUCUUGUCUUAAUUCAGUUUCUAGAAAUUCAGUUUCUGUUACGAACAACAGUCUACGCUGUGCUGCUGGAGAGGGCAGGCUCGGGGCUUUACCAUUAUGGUGAUUCUUGUUCAUUCAACAGAAGGGAAAACCUGUUGCACAAGUAGGAAAAACAAGACUGUUAAGAGGAUGAAACAGAGCUUCCAGACAGCAAACAGAAUCAGCCGAAGGAAGAUAACUAAUUUGGUCAAAGCUAAAGCAUGUUCCCUGAGGGGAUGUACGUCUGUGAAGAGAUGUUUGACUAGCACAAGGGAUGUGGAAGUUUGGAGGGGCUGUAGCUGUAACAGCCUCAUACAAGAAUUUCAGGUUUGACUUCUGAAAUUUAAUAGCUUCCAUUUUAUAAGAACAAGAUACAGGUACUUGAUAAGCAAGUUAAAAAAAUCCAGGACACCUGUUCAGACAUAGCACUAUCCACUAUUAUAUAUAUACCCUCUAUUAAAAAAAAAGACCCAACAACAACUUUAAUAGAAACUUGACCUGUCAAUAUCCCAGUUAAUUCAGUUUGGCAUCAACUGUAAACAAAAUUCAAACUAGGUCAAAAAACUCAUUAACUUCUCCUAAAGAAUGUCAGGAGGGGGUGGGGGGAAAGAUGUCUCAAAUGCAGAUGAAGAACUUGGUUUUGUUUUCCAGUGUACGGAGUUGCUCAUCUGCAGUUCCCAGAGAAGAGUUCUGUCCAACUGUACAGAAGUCACGGUGAAGACUUCCAUGAAGCUUCUGGAGUCAGACUGCAAAGAGCCUGCAACAUUUCAAUACAGUGAUAGUACUUAAAACAUCGGGGUCUUUCUGUUAAGAAAGUCAUUCCAAGUAUGGGGAAUGGUUACUGCUUUUCGCUGGCACAUUCCAAUUCUAUAUCUCUAUCUUCAGCUUCUGUAACAGCAACCUUGGUUAUGGCAGCUUGAGUGUCUUCGAUAAGAUCAGCGGGAUCCUGAGCAACUGGGGUAUUAAACUCCCCUUCUGAGUGACUA
This is a messenger RNA of Aptenodytes forsteri (emperor penguin), 4664 nucleotides long. RefSeq names its product DIS3 like exosome 3'-5' exoribonuclease (gene DIS3L). The record is from RefSeq and is a predicted model, not a curated record. Gene Ontology annotation, cellular component: cytoplasmic exosome (RNase complex). Lineage: Eukaryota; Metazoa; Chordata; Aves; Sphenisciformes; Spheniscidae. Gene Ontology annotation, molecular function: 3'-5'-RNA exonuclease activity; RNA binding. The coding region runs from base 54 to 3212 and encodes 1052 amino acids. Gene Ontology annotation, biological process: rRNA catabolic process. The transcript has 17 exons.